This is a messenger RNA of Mangifera indica (mango), 2391 nucleotides long. Its product is annotated as condensin complex subunit 2. Gene Ontology annotation, biological process: mitotic chromosome condensation. Gene Ontology annotation, cellular component: condensin complex. Gene Ontology annotation, molecular function: chromatin binding. The record is from RefSeq and is a predicted model, not a curated record. NCBI's taxonomy places the organism in Eukaryota, Viridiplantae, Streptophyta, Magnoliopsida, Sapindales, Anacardiaceae.
ACAAAGGUAGAACGGCUAAAUGAUACUAGGACCUUACAACGACUCGAUGCAUCACACACAUUUUAUCAUUUCUCUCCAACCCAAAUUUUCAAAACAAAAACUGGAGGGAAAAUCCAUUAAUUCACUUGUGCAACUACAUCAACAAGCACCCAAUCCUAAUUUGCGAUCCUCGAUUCCUAUUUGAAUUGGCACAAAUGGCUGAAAUCCUUAGCCCUAAUCGGAGGCAGAGAAUUCUAGUGGUAUCUCCGACUAGCCCCUUCUUCUUGGGCUCUAACGACGACAGACGGGAGCGGGCCCAGGCCCGAGAGGCUCGAGCCGCUGCUAUCCGCCGGAAGGUAGUCCAUGCUCCGCCUCCAAACCAGGUUGACUCUCCCUGUCUAUGCAAGGACCAGAUUCUGGAGUUGUUAGAUAAUUGUAUCAAACUCGCCAGCGAAAAUAAAAUUAAUCAAAAGAAUACCUGGGAGUUGAAAUUGAUUGAUCAUUUAGGUGAUAUUAUUAAGGUGGAAGAAGAAAAUAAUGUGGAGACCAAUUUCCAAAAGGCAAGUUGCACUCUCGAAGCUGGAGUUAAGAUAUAUUCAGCCAGGGUUGACUCACUGCAUUCAGAAGCAUACAAGGUUCUUGGUGGAAUUAAUAGAGCCGCUCAAGAAGAUGAGGAUACCAUGGUGAAGGAUGCCACUGUUCAAACUGGACAUGAGGAAGGCCACUCAAAGAAAGACAGGGAGAAAAAGUUGUCACCUUUGUCCACGCUGGAAUCGUCUUUCGAGGAACUUAAUAUGAAGAAAUUCGAUGUUGCAUUUGCAGUCGAUCCUCUCUAUCAUCAGACAUCUGCACAAUUUGAUGAAGGUGGAGCUAAGGGUCUUUUGCUGAAUAAUCUUGGAGUGUAUGCUGGAUGCCGGGUGCUCUUUGACUCACAAGAAGUACCAGGGAAGGACACAUCAUGUGCAAACCAACAUUAUGAGUCAGAUACAAUUGACCUAUCUUUCAUUAGAGAAUGUGUUGAACAGAUGGUACUGAACGUGCAAGUGAAGAAUGAAAUCUCACCAACUCUUAGGAUUAUCAUCAAUGAGUUUGAUGAAGAUAAUAGAAGGCCGUUAGACUUUGGUCCUAGCCAGAAAAUGAUAGAUGAAGUUGAAGCUCUGAAUAAUAGUGAAGUUGAGUUUGAUGGUGAUGCAUUUGAGGAUCAUGGGACCUCUGCUUUUGAUCACGAUGACCAGACCUCCACUUUUGUUCAUGAGGACCAGUCAAGCAUUCUUGAUGAGAAUAUCAGUGGUGUAGAUCCGACUUUUCCAAGUUAUGAGGAAACUGUACCAUUUUCUUCCCCCAACCCUGAUAUGGAUGACAGAAUCGAGAAAGUUGAUGAAUAUUUGUUUUUAAGUUUGGGAUUUUCUUCAAAACAAAAUGCUUGGGCAGGUCCUGAUCAUUGGAAGUAUAAAAAAGUUAAAGGUCCAGUGGCAGAAGAUGAUCCUGCUCGAGAAAAUGCAUCACCAGUAACAAACAAGAAAACAAGGAGUAAGAGACAAGUGGAGCCUGAUAUAGAUUUCACAAAGUCCUUAGAUGAGGAGUUACCAGAUAUAUGGCCUCCGAAAAAUCCGAAGUCAUUAUUGAUGCCUUCAAGUAGAGCACCAUGUAAUACAUUGCUGCCUGAAGAUUGCCAUUAUCAACCGGAGGAUCUUGUCAAACUGUUUCUUCUACCUAGUGUAAUGUGCCUUGGGAAGAGGAGAAGAAAGUCCUCAGCUCAAUCAAGACAAGAAAUUGAUGAUUGUGAACCAUUGCCAUCCUGGGGCAACGAAACAUUUAGUUGCCAAUUUGAUGAUGGAAAUGAUCAAAGUGAUGUGGAGGACUAUAACACUCUUGUCUCUCAGCCUCGCCAGAUACAAAAAAUUGAAGUUGAGUAUGACAAAACUUCUAAACAAGUUGAUGUUCAGAUUUUGAAAGAAACCAUAUGGUCUCAGAUACAAGAAUCUGCUCAAAUGGGCGUUGAGGAAGAGGCACAAUCGUUCAAGCACCUCUUGGCGAAAUUUCCUACCAACUGCCGAGCUUCUGCAACAGUCAAGGAUAUCUCACCUCAUCUGUGUUUCAUAUGCCUUCUACAUUUAGCUAAUGAGCAUGGUUUGAGCAUCCAUGGUUGCGGCAGCUUGGAUGAUCUUAUUAUAAAGCUUCCUUGAAACCUUAUGCAUGCAAAUAAUUACUGAAGAGUAAAGCAUCAGAAUCUCUCUGAUGCUUGUGUAUGGUAUUUGUGCAUCAAGUGGAAGUCACAACCCCAUGUACUAAAUCUGCCUCAUCUGUCGCGUUCACACUAAAUAAUGGCACCACAAGGCUGUCACUCUUUUGUGAAUUUGUCUUGAUCUGUCUGUCUAUCUGCAUGUUGAUUGGCAAACAACUGAUUGAUCA